UUUGAUCGGCUGAAAAAGCUAAAACAAGGAACAAAAUCGUCGUUUGUGUUAUCAAUUCUCCUCGUUCGCGGUGGGUUAGGAUAUUGAGCGAUGCAGACGAUCGCAAAACAUUGCCCGUGGAUGCAGUGAACCGUUCCGUAGCAAACAUAUCAAAGAGUGCUGUGAGUUCUAGCUUAGCUCCAAAGUCAAUCAAAACCCGCGUACGAGACUUUCCGGUUGGUCCCCAAGAGAAAAAGUGGUUGUUGAAGGAAAAGAAACCUAGAGAAGCAUAUUAUUUUACGGGUGAAGACGGAGCAAAUACGGGUUGCAAAUGUUGUUAAAUAUUCACGACUCGUCACAGCUGGCCGAUAGCCGACGGUUAGGAACCGUGCUCUUAUUCCUAUUAAUAGAACUGUUUUUCGAAGGGGCCGAAACUGCCUCACAAGCUGAAAUCGAUCGGCAUCUAGAGAUUGGUAGAGACUUCUUGGCCCGAGGUCAGCUAUCGGAUGCGUUAACGCACUAUCAUGCGGCAGUGGAGGGCGACCCGAACAACUACCUUACCUACUUUAAGCGUGGCACAGUUUACUUCGCCCUCGGGAAGGCCAAAUUUGCAAUUAGCGACUUUACGCGCGUGCUCGACCUGAAGCCCGACUUCAUGGCGGCCCGGGCACAGCGUGGUUCCGUGUACCUGAAGAUGGGCGACUUCGAGAACGCCGAGAUGGAUCUGAUGGUGGUGCUGCGCAUGGAUCCACACAACCCGGAGGCAAACAUGCACUUUAGCCGCAUUGGACCGGCCCGCGACCAGUGGGUGCUGUGCGUGGAUUUGAUGGAACGGGGCGAUUUUAACACGGCCAUCGCGCUGCUAACACAGCUGCUCGAAGUGUGUCCCUGGUCGGUGCCGAUCCGGGAGUCGCGUGCCCAAAUGUACCUACGCAUCGGUGACCGAAUGGCGGCGGUAAGUGAUUUCCGCUCGGUGAACCGACUGUCCCAGGACAGCACGGAAGGAUACUAUCAGCUGGCGCGCAUCCUGUACGACAUUGGUGAUUCUGGUGCGGCACUGAAGGAGAUCCGUGAGUGCCUCAAACUAGACCCCGAACACAAAGACUGCUUCCCGUUUUACAAGAAAAUCAAAAAGAUCGACAAAGUGUACGUGGAUGCACAACAGGCACAGGAAGAGCAGCGAUACGCGGACUGUAUUGCCGGAGGCGAGAAGCUAGUCAAGCUGGAACCGGACGUACCGAUGAUUGUGUACAAUGGUAAGCAGCUGCUGUGCAGCUGUCUGGUAAAGGAGGAAGAGUUCACUGAUGCUGUCGUACGGUGCCGGGAGGCGCUCGACAUCUAUCCCGAUCCGGAGGUGAUGUGUGACCGGGCCGAAGCGUUGAUAGGUGCGGAGAUGUAUGACGAGGCCAUCGCACAGUACCGCGAGGCGCUCGAGAUUAACGACAAUCUGCAGCGGGCAAAGGAUGGCAUCGAACAUGCGCAGCGCGUCCAGAAGCAGAGCGAGCGCCGAGACUAUUACAAAAUUCUCAACGUAAAGCGAACCGCCACGAAGCAGGAAAUUGUGAAAGCAUACCGAAAAGCGGCCCAAAAGUGGCACCCGGACAAUUUCCAGGGCGAUCAAAAGAAAAUGGCCGAAAAGAAAUUCAUCGACGUCGCGGCUGCGAAGGAGGUGCUGACGGAUCCGGAAAAGAGGAGACAGUUCGACGCCGGGCAGGAUCCGCUGGACCCCGAAGCAGGCCGAAAUGGGUUCGGUGGAGGUAAUCCUUUCCAUCACUUCCAUCACGGGUCACCCUUCCAGUUUAAGUUCCACUUUACGUAAUGUGGUCGAACGGUUCUGUACUUCCUUCCUGCGCGCGCUCCGCAAACAAAGCCCUUCCUUUUCGUUCCUUUCGUUAGUUAGUUAUCGCUGUCGGUCGGACGGUGCGGUGCAUUGUCACACCGGACAGCAGAAGGAAACAGGAAAAUCAUGCAACCCCAUUUGCGACAGGCUCUCAGGUGAUCAUUUUUGCAUACUUCGCUAGGGAAUGUGUGGUUGGAGCAUGAAAGCUCACUUACGUUUAGAUACAGUUCUGUGCAUAUACAGAGCUCUAACCGGAAACAACGUGUGCCAGCUUUAAUUUAUUUUUCGUCCGAUAGGCCUUUUGUUUACGCUGUACAAAUUCACACAAUUGAUGAAAGAUUAAUUUUAACAGCAACUUUCGACACUCUUUGCAGCACGUGGUACGGAAGAAUGAAAUUGGCCAAUAAAGCAAAACCAUUUAUCUUUUGUAAACUGUAAAGUUUUUAGUGAAACAGUUCUCGUUAGCAGUGGGGAUCACUCAAGCGAAGCAAUAGUGAUGCGCACCCGUAUAUGGUUCAUAAAUUACCGCUAAGGCAAACAAGUACGGCAGAAAAGGGAACAUGCAUUCUCUAUUAGAAAAAAAGGGCACCUGUCGAUAGACUGAAACGGUUGAUGAUGCGAGAGAUCGAACGAAGCAUAAGAAAAGGCUUGUUAACGUGUUUUGUACAUAUUAAUACCGCUUUGGUCACAAUCUAAAAGCUAAAACAAUAUAAUAAACCUCUUAGUGAUAUUAGU
Anopheles moucheti is the source of this 2554-nucleotide messenger RNA. RefSeq names its product dnaJ homolog subfamily C member 3 (gene P58IPK). Gene Ontology annotation, cellular component: endoplasmic reticulum. Gene Ontology annotation, biological process: protein folding in endoplasmic reticulum. NCBI's taxonomy places the organism in Eukaryota, Metazoa, Arthropoda, Insecta, Diptera, Culicidae. Gene Ontology annotation, molecular function: misfolded protein binding; protein-folding chaperone binding. Bases 311 to 1798 code for a protein of 495 amino acids. The record is from RefSeq and is a predicted model, not a curated record. The transcript is spliced from 3 exons.